UUCAUGCUCAGCAGAUUGGAAGACGCCAUAUUGAGCGGUGCACAUACAAAUAAUUACCUCUGUAGGUACAUCGCUAGCUACAACAUCGCCUCGAACGCUUCUCGGGCCCGCAAAUUCUCAAAAAAAAUUAAUAUCUUCUUUUUGAAAACGGCAAUAAUUAUCGCUAUAUUGGCAGUGGUAGUGGCAGUGGCAACCUCCCCCCCGCGGACAGCAGUUCAUGUAGUGUAGUGUUUUUCCGUGUGUCUCUUUGCAAACAAGAAAAAAGAAAAUCUUUCAAAAUUGUCUAAAUUGUCUGUGUCUAGUGUCUACCCUUGAUUUGAAAAAUGAAUGAGUGAAAACCCCCCUCACGGUACAAAAAAAAAGAAAGAAAGAAAGAAAAACUGUUGCAAGUUUGCCUCCUUUAAAAAAGAAAAGCAAAAAACGGAAACCUGUCGUCGGGCUAUCACGGCCGUUUUCGAGGUGUGAAAAAUUAGUAUAGUUUUCUACAAACGAAUCCGUUUCUUUGUUUUCUUCUAUUUUCCAAAAAAUUUCGGGCGGUUGUUUGUGAAAUGAAACGGAUUCUCAAAAAAAAAGGUGCGAGAAUUGAAAAAUGAAUUACCACAAAAUUUGAGGUAGAUCCCGUUCGUCGGAAAACCACCCUCCCUUACCACCCCAACAACGCAGUGAAUAGUUUUUGAAACAUCUUGAGAAUAAGUUCCUUCAAAAAAAUUGUGUUUCUCUAUUCGGGUUUUUCAAGCACACGAUACACAAAAAAAAAUUAAUAGUAAAAAGUAGAAGAGAAUGAAGUGAAAGAAAAUAAUUAAAAUUACUGAAACUAGUUAAACAAAAAUUAAUUCUGUGAUAUUAACUAAAAAAAAAGAAAACAAUUAAAUAAAUUGUUAAUUAAUCUACAACAUAACAAAUUAAGAAAAAUAAUCCUGAUUGAAUUUAAAAAGGAGUACAUAAAGGAUUCAAAAGGAGAGCGAAGUUGUAAAAAGGAUAUUUUUAGCAUUCUGUCAUAGUUUGUGGAUUUUUAUAAGAGUUUAACAUGAACCGGUGUGAUGGCUAGUGGAAAGAUUGGAACGUUUGAAGUUCACUCAAGUGCUUCUUCGCUCACCAUCAGCUCCAGCAUCAGCAUCAGCACAAGGCUCACCAGCACCAGUACCAGUACCAGAAACGGCAACAACAUCAAAUAUAGUAAUCCUGUUUCAUAGACCCAGCAGCAAACACAAAUUCUGGCAACAGAACUCAGAUGUCCUGUACGGUUUCAGAGCUGCCAUCGGGGUGCCGUCUCCGUGGCAUGGGCUCUGCAUCACAAGCCACAAGUAAUGUUCAACUAACUGGAGGUAAUGGAAACGGUGGCGGAGGCGGUGGAGGAGGUAAUGGCGGUGGUGGUGGUGUCGGAAGUGGAGGCGGAAGUGGUGGCAACGGCAGCGGUAGCGGAAUCACCACAGUUGUUGCUCCCGGUGGCAUUCAUGUGGGCGGUGUGUUAACAACAACCAGUGUCCUGGGCACCGGCAAUAAUAAUGCACUCCAAGAGGCACCACUCCAAAGGCAGCAAUCCCAGAAGCCAUGCUGCUUCUGCUGGUGUUGCUGCUGUUCGUGUUCAUGGGCGAAAUGCUUAGCGAUUAAAAAUGCAGAAGACAAUGGACCAACAAAACGAGAUCCAGCGAGUUCGGAUCUACUUUUAGAUGGCGAACAACCAACGCUGGAGGAAAUACGAGGCUGGGGCAAAAGUUUCGAUAAAUUAAUGAAGAGCCCAGGCGGUCGCAAAGUAUUUCGUGACUUCCUUCGCUGCGAAUAUAGCGAAGAAAAUAUCCUUUUUUGGUUAGCCUGCGAAGAACUGAAAAAAGAAAGCAGUCCGGAAAUGGUAGAGACCAAAGCACGGUUAAUUUAUGAAGACUACAUUUCGAUAUUGUCACCGAAGGAAGUAUCAUUGGAUUCGCGAGUGAGAGAAAUCGUAAAUCGUAAUAUGGUUGAACCGACAACGCAAACGUUCGACGAAGCUCAAAUACAGAUUUAUACUUUAAUGCAUCGUGAUUCCUAUCCAAGGUUUAUAAACUCGCAGCUAUUUAAAUCACUUGCACAACUUCCUGAAGGUGUGUCAGCGUCCGGAUCUAUGGAAGAGAGCCCGAUGUAGGAAAAACCAAGCCCCGGAGACAAAGACAGUUCGAAAUAAUAAUAAUCAUUAACAAAAAAAAACACAAACACACAAAUAAACCAAAAACCAAACCAAAAAACCAACAAAAAUCUCUCUAAGUAGGAACUAAACAAAAAAAAACAACUAAGCUUACAUUAAUUAAAAUCCUAAAACAAAAAAUUAAAUUAAAAUUUAAAAUUAAAAAAAAAAACAAAA
Molecule: messenger RNA, 2335 nt
Organism: Eupeodes corollae
Lineage: Eukaryota; Metazoa; Arthropoda; Insecta; Diptera; Syrphidae
Gene: Dhit
Product: regulator of G-protein signaling 17
Exons: 9
Coding region: 1232-2119 (295 amino acids)
Source: RefSeq, a predicted model, not a curated record